Messenger RNA from Physcomitrium patens, 1774 nucleotides. RefSeq lists its product as uncharacterized. NCBI's taxonomy places the organism in Eukaryota, Viridiplantae, Streptophyta, Bryopsida, Funariales, Funariaceae. The record is from RefSeq and is a predicted model, not a curated record. Gene Ontology annotation, biological process: transmembrane transport.
UUGCGAGAGGGGGGGAGGGAGAGUGAGAGUUGAAGCACAAGCUGCAGCAUCUCUCUGUUUCACUGUCUCUGUGUCUCUGUCUUGGUGAGUCUGAGGUGUUGGUGGCAGCGAUGCUUGUGUGGGGGGCAUGAGUCCAUACCGAACCCGAUCUCCUUCUGGUUCUGGUUCUGAGGAAGCGGGAAUAUUGGGCGAAUAUGAUCUGAGAUGCUCUCGGUGCUCAUACUUUUAGGGUGCUGGUGGAGGUAGAUGCAGUCUGGUGUUGGUUGCUUGGCUAAAUUGCAACGGAGAAGGAGGAGGAGACGGAGGAGGAGAGUGUGCCAGCUAUGGCGGCCGCCCCUGUUGCGCACCAGCGCAGGGCAGCAGCUGGUGUAGCUCUUCCGCAAGCUGAAAUCAAUUGGGACAGGCUCGACAAGACCAAGUUCUUCUUGGUGGGUGCUGGCCUCUUCUCAGGGGUUUCGGGACUCCUCUAUCCCAUUUCUGUUAUCAAGACAAGAAUGCAAGUGGCGAGAGCCGAUACUGUUCACACAACAGCUCCAGCACUUUUCAAGCAUAUCCUCAGGUCUGAGGGCGUUCUGGGACUUUACAGAGGUUUUGGAUUGGUAAUAUCUGGAGCAAUUCCUAGUAGGGUGGUUUUCAUGACUGCUCUAGAAACUACCAAAGCUUCCACAUUGAAGGUGACUGAAAAAUUGGAUGUUUCGGAAGCUACAGCAGCUGCAAUGGCCAACGGGCUUGCAGGACUAUGUUCUUCAUUGGCUUCUCAGUCCGUUUUUGUUCCAAUUGACGUUGUGAGUCAACGUUUGAUGGUGCAAGGUACUCCAGGGUCACAUCAGUACAAUGGAACUAUGGAUGCUAUUAGGACGAUUUUAAGAAAUGACGGUGUUCGAGGACUGUAUAGAGGAUUUGGAAUGUCAGUGCUUACUUACUCGCCAUCCAAUGCAGUAUGGUGGGCAGCAUAUGGAUCUAGCCAGCGUGUCAUUUGGAGAAAAUUGGGGUAUGGAGGCGAGGUAGAGAAAGAGUUACCUAGUACUGGUGAAGUAGUUCUAGUCCAGGCAUUAGGAGGCGUGAUUGCUGGGGCAUGCUCUGCAGUCGCUACAACUCCUAUGGACACUGUUAAGACACGUUUGCAGGUGAUGGCUCAUGAAGGAGAAGGUCGGCCAACUAUCAAGCAAACGGUAAAGCUCCUGCACAAGCAAGAGGGCUGGCGUGGUUUCUACAAGGGACUGGGUCCGAGAUUUUUUAGCAUGUCUUUGUGGGGCACCUCAAUGAUUACUACUUACGAGUUUCUAAAACGUCUGUCGGUGAAGGAUGAAUAAUGUUUCCGUCUCUUUGAACUUGGUAAGCACGGCUGUAUAAUAUUGAAGAGGCAAUGAGGGUGAAGUGGAUAGAUAUCAUUAGGCUACGUUCUAUUUCAGGAAAUUAUUUGUGGAUCAGACAGCCUUUCUAAACUUCAGGUAUCCCCAGAAGUUAGUCUCGAAUGGCUACAUGUUAGCUUCUCCAUUUUGAAGACGUACUGCAAUUCGUGGAUAACAGGUCUCGGGAAAGUAAGAAUUAACUGGAGGAUAUGUUUGGGCAAGUUCACUUUUUAGCAGGCUAAAGCUUGUUAUGCUUCAACAUCCAGCUGCUAUUGCGGUAGUGGCUCCAUCUUAUAGUCGCGAUAUCUCUUCUACGAACUUCUAGAAAUUUUAAUUCUUCAGCUGUCAUAUUAAACCAUUUGAGAUUUAAGCUCAACAUUAAAGUUGAGAUUUUGGCCUUGAGCCAUGCACUUAUCACCUCA